AGUGGCCAGCCGGAAGUGGGCGGAGCGCAGCGCCCGGGGCAGGCAGGGCGGAUGCGAGGCCGCGGGGGCAACAGCACGGGGGGCAGGGCCCGGCCGGAGCCCGCUAGACAGCCCCAAGUUUCCUGAAUAUUUAAUCUGCUACUUGGACAUCUGGUCUCACUACAAUGCAACAAGCUUUAGAACUGGCAUUGGACCGUGCAGAGUAUAUCAUUGAAAGUGCCCGUCAGAGACCUCCCAAACGAAAAUAUUUAUCCAGUGGAAGAAAAUCUGUGUUUCAAAAGCUGUAUGAUCUGUAUAUAGAAGAAUGUGAAAAAGAGCCUGAGAUAAAGCAGAAGCUGAGGCGAAAUGUGAAUUUACUUGAGAAGCUGGUUAUGCAGGAGACAUUGUCAUGUCUAGUUGUGAACCUCUAUCCAGGAAAUGAGGGAUAUUCACUUAUGCUCAGGGGAAAAAAUGGCUCAGAUUCUGAGACCAUUCGACUGCCUUAUGAAGAAGGAGAAUUGCUUGAAUAUUUGGAUGCAGAGGAGCUACCACCUAUUUUGGUUGACCUUUUGGAAAAAUCUCAGGUUAAUAUUUUUCAUUGUGGGUGUGUCAUAGCAGAAAUUCGUGACUACAGACAGUCUGGUAACAUGAAAUCACCAACAUACCAAAGCAAGCACAUUCUUUUGCGUCCAACAAUGCAAACUUUAAUAUGUGAUGUUCAUUCUAUAACCAGUGACAACCACAAAUGGACACAAGAGGAUAAACUUCUACUUGAAAGCCAGCUUAUUUUAGCUACAGCAGAGCCUCUGUGUCUUGAUCCUUCAAUAGCAGUAACCUGCACAGCAAAUAGACUCCUCUAUAACAAGCAGAAGAUGAAUACUCGACCAAUGAAACGGUGCUUUAAGAGAUACUCCAGGUCGUCUCUGAAUAGGCAGCAGGAUGUGGCUCAUUGUCCGACUCCACCUCAACUGAGAAUACUUGACUACUUACCUAAAAGAAAGGAAAGGAAAGGAGCCCAACAAUAUGAUCUCAAAAUUUCUAAAGCUGGAAAUUGUGUAGAUAUGUGGAAACAGAAUCCUUGCUGCUUGACUGCUCCUUCUGAAGUGGAUGUGGAAAAAUAUGCCAAAGUGGAAAAGUCUAUCAAACCUGAUGACUCACAACCAACUGUCUGGCCAGCACAUGAGAUAAAAGAUGAUUAUGUAUUUGAAUGUGAAGUUGGUAAUCAACUUCAGAAAACAAAACUGACCAUUUUUCAGUCUCUUGGUAAUCCUCUGUACUAUGGUAAAAUACAGACACUCAAAGGUGAUGAGGAGAAUGAGAGCCUAGUAACUCCAUCACAGUUUCUGAUUGGCUCCAAGACUGAUGCUGAAAGGGUCGUAAACCAAUACCAAGAGCUAGUUCAAAAUGAAGCUAAAUGUCCUGUGAAGAUGUUUCAUAAUUCAGGCGGAUCAGUUAAUCUGAGUCAUCUUUCUCCAGGGAAGGAAAUGGAACAGCCAGAAAGUUUGUCAGGUUCUGUUCAGUCUUCAGUAUUGGGAAAGGGUGUGAAGCACCGACCUCCCCCGAUCAAAUUACCUUCAAGUUCAGGAAGUAGCUCUUCAGGUAAUAUUUUUAGUCCACAGCAGUCAAGUGGCCACCUAAAGUCCCCAACUCCUCCUCCUCCUCUUCCUCCUUCUAAGCCUCCCAGUCUCUCUCGGAAACAAUCUAUGGAUCUUAGUCAAGUUAGCAUGCUUUCUCCAGCUGCCAUGUCUCCUGCAAGUUCUUCACAAAGGUCUGGAACUCCUAAACCAUCUACUCCUACUCCAACCAACACCCCUUCAUCGACCCCACACCCUCCUGAUGCUCAGAGCUCAACUCCUAUUACCCCUUCUGCCACCCCUACUCCCCAAGAUUCAGGCUUCACCCCUCAGCCCACUUUGUUAACCCCAUUUGCUCAGCAGCAAAUGUCACUGAGCCAGGCAUUGCCUGUAAUGACCAUUCCUCUUUCCACCAUGGUAACAUCCAUUACUACAGGAACAGCCUCCACCCAGGUCAUGGCAAACUCUGCAGGACUUAACUUCAUCAAUGUAGUGGGCUCUGUUUGCGGAGCACAGACAUUGAUGAGUGGCUCAAACACCAUGCUGGGAUGUAAUACUGGUGCCAUAGCCCCUGCAGGUAUAAAUCUGAGUGGCAUAUUACCAUCAGGAGGUCUGGUACCAAAUGCGCUGCCAGCUGCAAUGCAGUCUGCCUCUCAAGCAGGCAGCACUUUUGGUUUAAAAAAUACUUCCAGUCUUCGGCCUUUAAAUCUACUACAGCUUCCAGGUGGCUCACUUAUUUUCAACCCACUCCAGCAGCAGCAGCAACAGCAGCUAUCACAGUUUUCUCCACAGCAGCAGUCGCAACAGCCUACCACCUCUAGUCCUCAACAACAGGGAGAACAGGGGUCUGAGCAAGGUGCAUGCAGUCAAGACCAGACAUUAUCUGCGCAACAAGCUGCUGUCAUUAAUCUUACUGGAGUAGGGAACUUUAUGCAACCUCAGGCAACAGUGUUGUCUCAGCUUGGCUCUGCCGUGAACAGACCUGGGCAAAGCCUUCCUCAGCAGACACUCCAGCUCUCCUCUGCCUUACAACAGCAACAACAGCAAGCCUUGCAGCAGCAGCAGCAACAGAUACAAGUAAUCCAGCAACUUCACUCCGAUUGCAUUAAAAAUACAAUUCUCAGCUCCAAAGCCAAAACUGCUGCCCUUUAGAUUUUUACUAAUACCUUUAAGGGUUUUAAAAACAAGUGCUGCAUUUUGGCAAACUGAAUACUGCAAGUUCUAAAACCGAUUUCUCUCUCAACUUGGAGCACUGAAUUUAUUUGUAUACGUUUGAGCCAUCACUUUCCUGAUUUGAUAGCAUUCAAGGAGUGCUUGUGGCACGUUACUAAAAUGAGCUCUGCCAGGUGCCAUUAGGAUUUGAGGUGACAGCAUGUACCAAGGACCUAGUUAAAUUCAAUCCAACUGCAGAGCUACAGGUAGAGUUAAGAAGGAAGCGCUGGCAAAGCAUUCCUUUCAUAAACUAUUGCUGUAUAUCCAGAUGUUUUUGUGGAGUAUGGUAUUGCAACAUUUUAGCACAGAAAUAGUUGCAUGGAUGAGGAAAAGACAAUAUUUUUUGCAUAUUGAAUAUUAAGCUGAAAAACAUGUAUUUUUGUGAACUAAGACAUUUAAUGAAGUUGCUGAGUUACUGCAGUUACUGCAACAGAGAUAGAGGGCAAAAAACUGAAUCCAGUUGUCCAAGUUUACUUGGGAAAUGUUAAAAGUGCCCUCAGCAGGCUUCUGUGCCACUGGUGCUGCUUGACUGUACUCAUUUUCCUAGUCUGUGGUAUAUUCCUUUGUUGAUCUCAUUCCCAGUGCUUCUUCAGUUUAAUUAUCUCAUCUUGUUUUUUCCUGUCAUUCUUCUUGAGGUUUCAAAGGUAGCUCUCAAUUUAAUAUAACAACCUUUUUUUCCUUCCCCUUCUCCCUCA
Molecule: messenger RNA, 3460 nt
Organism: Alligator mississippiensis (American alligator)
Lineage: Eukaryota; Metazoa; Chordata; Crocodylia; Alligatoridae
Gene: SUPT20H
Product: SPT20 homolog, SAGA complex component
Exons: 24
Coding region: 165-2705 (846 amino acids)
Biological process (GO): regulation of transcription by RNA polymerase II
Cellular component (GO): SAGA complex
Molecular function (GO): transcription coregulator activity
Source: RefSeq, a predicted model, not a curated record